AUUAAUUUAAAUUAGUUAUUUUUUAUUUUAUUAUUCAUAUGCAAAUGUUAAUUUACUUAUAUAUCGUUCAUAAAUGAUUAAUUAUUAAUAUAUCAUUAUAAAUGGCCGGAUAUAAGCAACACGAAAAUGACCCAACUGCUGAUACGGAAUUAGAAUCAUGGCCAGAAGAUAUAAAUGGAAGAGUUCGUGUGUAUGGGCCGAGCUUUAAAAAAAUGAUUCCUCGUAGCAAUGUCUUAUCAGUUCUAGCUAUGUCAAUAGUAUUGAGUUUAUGCUUUGGAGUUCUAAUUGGAUAUUUUGGACAUGCUGUACAUCAUCCAGAAGAUCAUUGUUAUAGUGAUACACUUGUCAGAUUAACAUCCGAAGCUCAUGAUAAAAUUACAGAAGAUAUACUCUCAAAUGUCAAGGAAAUUAAUAUCAAACACUAUUUAGACCACUUGACUAAAAAAGUUCAUCUAGCCGGCACCGAAAGGCAACGUCAGUUAGCGAAUGACAUAUCGAGCGAAUGGACAAAAAACAAGCUGGAUAACGUUCAAACGAUCACCUACGAUGUCAUGUUAUCCUACCCUGAUUCAGACAAACCUAAUAGAGUAAGCCUACUAGACCAAUAUGGGAACGUUCAGUGGGUCUCGUCCAAGAUGGAAAAACCUUUACGCGCCGAUGAAGAAGAUCCCAAUAUCGUCGCGCCAUUUAACGCCUAUUCCGCUAGCGGCUCUGUCACGAGUGACCUGGUGUACGUUAAUUAUGGAAGGUUCGAGGAUUUUCAGCUGCUGCAAACCGAAUUUAAUGUAUCCUUACAAGGUAAGAUCGCUAUAGCCAGGUACGGAAUGAACUUCAGGGGAAGCAAAGUCAAGCACGCCGAAACUUUCAACCUUUCGGGCAUCAUACUAUAUUCGGAUCCCAGGGACUCUGCCCCCCAUUCCGGCAACGUAUUUCCCAACUCUUGGUGGAUGCCCGACUCCGGUGUGCAAAGGGGCACGGUAUACGAUAUGAAUGGCGACCCUUUGACUAUCGGCUAUCCGGCCAAUACUUAUAUGUAUAGAGAACUGCCUCGGAAAGGUCUCCUUCCGGCCAUUCCGGUCUACCCUAUCUCCUACUCCGACGCUUACCAUUUGCUAAACGGUAUGGGCGGUGCUCCGGUUCCGGUUUCUUGGAAAGGAGCGCUCAAUUUGACUUACAGGACGGGACCCGGAUUUUUGGACGAUAAGAAAUAUUGGAAAGUCAAGUUCGAAGUGAACCUUAAAAGCCAAAGAAAACCGAUUUACAAUGUCCUAGCUCGCAUCAACGGCACCAUAGAACCAGAUCGUUACGUUAUACUGGGAAACCAUAGAGAUGCCUGGACUUUUGGAGCAACCGAUCCUUCUAGCGGCACGGCUUGUUUACUGGAAAUCAGCCGGGUGUUGGCUAAAUUACAUGAACAAGGCUGGAAACCGAGAAGGACCAUAAUAUUUGCGAGUUGGGACGCUGAAGAAUAUUCUAUAAUCGGCUCGACAGAAUACGUGGAAGAUCGGGUCAAGAUUCUCAGGGAACGGGCCGUGGCUUACUUGAACGUCGACAUUUCGGUUCUAGGUAAUUAUUCACUUAGAAUUGACGCGUCGCCGCUACUAACCCAGGUGGCCUAUGAUGUUGCGAAAAUGAUUCCUAAUCCCAACCCUUUAGAAGUAAAAUUAGGGAGGAAAACGGUUUACGACACGUGGUUAUACACAGCAACUACCUCCGACACCGCCAAUUCUCAUUAUUCCACGGAUAAUCAACCUAGGAUAGGGGUUUUGGGUUCAGGGAGUGACUUUGUAGCGUUUGUUAACAUUGCCGGAGUACCUUCCAUCGAUAUGAGAUACAUGUUCGAUCGGAAAAGGAUGGAUAUAAGCACGUACCCUUUGUACCACACAAGGCAUGAUACGUUCUUCGAUGCUAUCAACUACAUUGACCCCGAUUUCGUUUAUCACAAAGCUGUUUCCCAAUACUGGGGCGAAUUGGCUCGGGUUCUGGCCGAUUCCUACGUCUUGCCCUUCACGCCUUUUCAUUACGGGAAAGCUUUGAAACGGUUUUUGCACGGUAUAGUACAAGCCUACGAUACCACUAUAAUCAGGAACGAUAUUAAUCUGAAUCCUCUUACAGAAGCAGUCAAAGAUUUUCAAGAUGGUUGUUUAGCUUUCGCCACUCGUUACCCUAAUUUUUCCUUUCACCCUGACGACGAUAAUCAAAUCAACGAUAUUAACUAUUCACCUUCGCAUUCCUCGCACGGUGAUACCCACAACGCUAACAAGAACCCUUCCGAAAAUCCCCGCGCCGAUCCUGUCCAAGUCAGGGCCUUCAACGACAAGCUCAUGCAAAUAGAGCGAGCCUUUUUGGACCCAGGGGGUUCUCCACUCCAACCCUGGUACAAGCAUCUAAUAUUUGCUCCCUCUUCCCUAAAUUUCUACAACGGUUCUGGAUUCCCGGCCCUGUCUGAUUUGCUUUAUCUGCUGACAAAUUUACCCUUUGACAAGGAUAGAAAUGAACGCAAUUUCGACCCAAGCCGCGAUUCGAUAUUUCGCCGAAUUCACGAGCUUCUAAUAUCAACAGCCAAUCACUAUUCCUCGCUCAACGAAUUAUCGUUAACCGCACCUUCUUAUUACAACUCAGAUCACGCUAAAGCUCUGAUAAUGGGGACUUUCGGACUUGAAAAGCUUGCCAUGGACUUCGAAAACCCGGCACCUUUUCACGUCAAUAUGGUUGACGGGGGCAACAGCAGGAAAAUAACUAAACAUCUGUUGCUCAAAGUUAUCCACAAACAUAUAGCCGUGCUCGCUUUUACGAUAAGAUCGGCAACUUCCGUUUUGGAAGAUUAAAAUGACUUGUUUCGAUUAUAAGAUUAUUCUUAUAAUACAUAUUUGUAAAAAAAAAUUAUUAUAUUUUACUAUUUAAAAAAAAGAAGAAAAUUAGAAAAGUUGUGCCAUUGAGUUUAUUCCUUCCUAUCCUAUAUGUAAUAUAUUGUUAAUAAUUAAAUAUAUUUUUAUAUCAGAUUUAUAUAUAUAUAUAUACCUAUUGGUAAAUAUUUGUAGAAUUAUUUUAGAAACUUUUGGUCCAUUUUACACAUUUUUUUACUCUAAAAAAAAUAUAUUGGUGAUAAAUAAUAUAUAUGAUCCUCAUAAUUCAAUACUGUGUAAUUAUUAUAAACUUUUCGUUUUAAUUAUAAAUAAUAAGGCACAUUUAUUACAACACGUAUU
Gordionus sp. m RMFG-2023 is the source of this 3206-nucleotide messenger RNA. RefSeq names its product N-acetylated-alpha-linked acidic dipeptidase 2-like. The transcript has 12 exons. The coding region runs from base 102 to 2828 and encodes 908 amino acids. The record is from RefSeq and is a predicted model, not a curated record. Lineage: Eukaryota; Metazoa; Nematomorpha; Gordioida; Chordodea; Parachordodidae. Gene Ontology annotation, molecular function: carboxypeptidase activity.